GCCACGCUUACGGCAUCACUGCCGUCAAGAAGAUUUACCUCGGCGAUUCUGGCUUCCUUUACCGUUUCACGGGGAAGGAGAAGCUCUACAUGGUGCGCAUGAGGAACCCCUGGGGAGAGAAGGAAUGGAAUGGUGCCUUCAGUGACAAUGACCCAGAAUGGAACAACAUGUCUGAGGCGCAAAGGCAGAAGUUGGGAAUGGCAAAAGAGGACGAUGGGGAAUUUUGGAUGACAAUGGAGGAUUUCUGCAAAAACUUUACUGACGUGUCCAUCUGUCGUCUGAUCAAUACACAAUACCUAAGCCUGCACAAGAAGUGGUUCGAGGCAAUGCGGUUUGGAAGCUGGACCGGUAACUUGAUGGGCGGAUGCAUCAACAACAGGAGCACGUUCUUGCAGAAUCCUCAGUUCAAGUUUGAGAUAGGCGACGAUGAGGAUGAGAUCCUGCUCUCUCUCACCCAGAAGGAUGUGCGCGACACACGGGCGGUCGGUGGCCAGAAUCUGCCGAUCGGAUUUUUCAUCAUGAAGGUUGAGCUGAACCGCAAGUACAGGCUGCACACGAUCCACGAGAAGGCCGGAGACUCGGUGUACGCGCGCUCGCGCUGUGUGUUCCUGCGCAUUACCCUGAAGAAGGGAACGUACGUUCUCGUGCCAUCGACGUUCGAGUCGAACCAGACCGGGGACUUCAUGCUGCGUGUGUUCACGAGCAGCACCUCCAACUGCAAAGAGCUUGUAUAUCCACACCCGCAGCCUGGCUGCUUCGCUUGCCUAUCUAAAAGUGCCCAGGGUAUGAGUAUUGUCACAGUGGUCAGGGCACGCGGACUCGAAAAGCUCAACUGGACUAAUUCUGGAGGUACAUCCAUUUGUGAAAACAACUGCGCUACUCCGCACCAGUGUCACCUCGUUGCAUUUAGUGGUUUUCAUAUACGUUUUCUUUCGCUUGCAGUAAUCCUUGCCGUGAUACUUGCCGUGAUAUUUGCUGUGGUAUUUGCUGUGGUAUUUGCAGUGCUACUUGGUAUAUGUAUAACAGCUUGGAAUUGCUUGGCUUAUGAGACAUAUGAGGAAAUGUCUCCGUGUGUCCAUAGGUUGCAAUAUCAUGACUAGCUAGUUCCUUCAAUAAAUGAUUACCAAUACCAUGUAGAAAAGCGCAUUCUUCCCCAUUUUCCAUCCCCGUGAUCAUUUUCCCUUACUCCUGUUCCUUAAAUAGGUUAUGGUUCCCUUUCCCGCCAGACAAACAGGAUUUGGUUCCUAUUUCUGCUCCACAAACAGGAUCUGAUCCCUUUGAUUCUCCUCAUACAUGGAUGCAGGGGCACUUAUG
Messenger RNA from Priapulus caudatus, 1314 nucleotides. Its product is annotated as calpain-5-like. Gene Ontology annotation, molecular function: calcium-dependent cysteine-type endopeptidase activity. Gene Ontology annotation, cellular component: cytoplasm. The record is from RefSeq and is a predicted model, not a curated record. The coding region runs from base 90 to 1100 and encodes 336 amino acids. Gene Ontology annotation, biological process: proteolysis. Lineage: Eukaryota; Metazoa; Priapulida; Priapulimorpha; Priapulimorphida; Priapulidae. The transcript has 6 exons.